Messenger RNA from Aspergillus pseudoviridinutans, 4353 nucleotides. RefSeq lists its product as uncharacterized. NCBI's taxonomy places the organism in Eukaryota, Fungi, Ascomycota, Eurotiomycetes, Eurotiales, Aspergillaceae. Gene Ontology annotation, biological process: nucleoside metabolic process. The transcript has 9 exons. Bases 1 to 4353 code for a protein of 1450 amino acids. The record is from RefSeq and is a predicted model, not a curated record. Gene Ontology annotation, molecular function: protein binding; catalytic activity.
AUGGACCCUCCAAAAAGAUCGUUCCACCAUGAGAAUUACAGGAUCGCAUGGCUCUGUGCCCUCCCUGUGGAGAUGGCCGCCGCCGAGGCGAUGCUAGAUGAAAGACACCCUGACCUACCCACCAAGCCCAACGACAAUAACACUUACAUCCUAGGCCGCAUCCAUGCCCACAAUGUUGUGAUCGCAUGUCUCCCAUCUGGUGUCUAUGGUACCACCUCAGCUGCGACUUUGGCGGCCGAGAUCCGGUUCACAUUCGGGGCCAUUCAAUUCGGGCUAAUGGUGGGGGUCGGAGGGGGCGUGUGGGGGGACGUCGAUGUUCGGUUGGGCGACGUCGUGGUCAGUAAACCAACGAGGGAGUUCGGCGGCGUAAUCCAAUAUGACUGUGGUAAAGCCAUCGAGGGAGGAUGCUGGGAGCGGACUGGAAUGUUGAACAAACCACCGACAGUCCUCUUAACUGCGAUUUCUAGACUGCAGGCGGCGCAUAUGUUGAGGCCCAGUCAGGUUUCAGAUAUCGUUUCCCAGACACUGACGAAAAAUCCGACUAUGGUAGGCACGUUCGGAUACCCUGCUGAACGGGAAGAUACCUCCUGCCAACCCAAAAGUAAUCGUUACAUUGGAAGGGAAGGUGCUUCUGACAAUAGCACUGAACAAAGUCCAACAAUGUCGCCGAAAGGGUGCGCAGUUCAUUAUGGCUUGAUAGCCUCUGGCAACAAGGUCAUCAAGGAUGGAAAGCUGCGCGAUAAACUCGCUCGGGAACAUGGCAUUCUCUGCUUUGAAAUGGAGGCGGCUGGAUUAAUGGACAACUUCCCAUGUCUGGUAAUCCGGGGUAUCUCCGACUAUGCGGAUUCGCAUAAAACCAAGAAAUGGCAGGGAUAUGCAUCUCUAACGGCCGCUGCAUAUACCAAGGAGCUACUGGGGGUGAUUCACACGCAGCAAGUCGUAGAAUCUCCCAUGAUCACCUCGGCCGGGGAGUCACAUACGGAUCGCGCACCAUUUCAUCGAAAGCUACGCUCGUAUAUGGACUGGGUAGUACGCAGCGAGCCAAGCUUCAAUGAAACGCUACUGGAGCGCAUCACGAGUUAUGACCACGAGAAGGUACACCAAAGAGUGUCGCGCAAGAGACUCGUGGGCACAACGCAAUGGUUCAUGAACCACCCGGAUUUUCAGGCUUGGUUUUCUGGGAAAGAGUAUCCUUGUCUGUGGUGUUCUGGCAAAAUUGGCUCAGGGAAAUCUAUUAUCGCUUCCGCGGUCAUCGAAGAGGCGAGGCUCCGCUCUUCAAAGCUAAACAGCCCGACUAUAUUCUUCUACUGUGACGAACAACGCGCAUCAGAGCAAGGAUUGCUUAUUCUGUCGAGUUUCAUCAAACAGUUAUGUGAAUAUCUGAUUCGAACAUCCCAGCCCUUCCCGGAGAAAAUCAAGAAAAUUCUGCACCGUUACUUUGGGCGCGAGAGGGAAGCACCUGAUAUCGAAGACUCGCAGGAUAUACUCUCUCAACUCUUUUAUGCAGUGCCAAACACCACGUAUAUAGUGGAUGGACUCGAUGCCCUCGAUCAGACUGACGCGAAAUAUCUCCUAAGCUGCCUCCGGUCGCUCUUCUUCAACUCCAGCCAGCCGCUGAUGGGUUCACAGAUUCUCUUCUUCAGCAGGGACCAUCUUGCCGGAAACAUGGACAUAGCGAUGUUUAUGCCAGAUAUCUGUCGCAUUUCGACCUCGGAAAACGUCGUACACGAUAUCCGUGUAUACAUCGAGGAGAGCAUUGCAGACAAGAUGGUAUACAAGAGGCUAACGGAAGAUAACACACUGCUUAGUGAAAUGAAGCAUACCCUGCUUAAGGAGUCCUCCGGAAUGUUCCUGUGGGUCUACUUGCAGCUAGAAAUUCUUUGGGAUACGUGCGUCACAGAUACCGAGAUACGCUCUGCCCUAAGGGCGUUACCAAAAGACUUAGAAGAAACAUACCAUCGGUGCGUGGGAAGGAUUAAUUUCCAGGAUCCCCGCGUUCUCAGGGCCCUGUCUUGGGUUCGCUUCGCCGCCAGGCCGCUCCAUAUCGAAGAGUUACGGGAGGCGGUUGCGUUCAACCUCUGCGAUAUGUCGUGGGACCAAGGCAAGAUCCCCAGGGGUGACUUUGUGAUUAGCUGCUGUGCCAAUCUUCUGGUCUUAGAUCCCAUGGACAGUUGCGUUCGUUUUGCACACUCAUCAGUGAACCAAUACCUCGACAACCAUCGGAGAAUGAUAGUACCUGGCUUCCCACAGUCCCCCGAACAGGGGGAUCGAGAUUGCGGAGACUUUUGUGUCACAUAUCUCUCCUUCACUGAUUUCAGCCUCCAACUUGAUAAGCGAGCAGAUGAUACCAUACAAACUGUAGUGCCAGAUCUACCCUUGCUUGCAGCGGAAAUUCCCGGAUCCCAGUUCGUUAGAUGGCUCUUCCAAGGUCACGGGCAACAAUACAGGUUUCUGGAUUAUGCCAUUAGCAACUGGGCCGUACAGACGAAACACAUCAAAGUGGGCGGAGUAGUCUGGGACAAGUUCACGAGACUGGCACUGAGCUUCAAUGAAAGCUGGAGCUUUCACCCCUGGCAGACUGGCGGUCGCUCACAGUUGUCCCAUUUGCACGCCCUCUUGGGAUGGGCAGUUAGGGAGCGUCACAGACCACUGCUGCGGAUUGCUUUGGGGUUUGAAGAUUAUAUUCAGGACAUCUGUAAUCUUCCACUUGUGGGAGAGGGUGUUCCAGCGCUCCACCUAGCCUGUAAACGUGCAGACGAGGACAUAGUUCGGGAACUCCUGGCAGUCUGUGACGUCAAUAAGAUUGACAUAAAAGGAUGCACCCCUCUGCAUUACGCAGCCGCGAAGGGACACACUCAAGUGACUUGUAUGCUUUUGAAUACAAGGGGCAUAAAGGUGAACGCCCUUUCAAGUACCUUGGGGACACCGCUAUCGUUAGCCGCUAGAAGGGGCUGGGGAACUGUUGUGAGCGAGCUCAUUAAACACGGAGCAGCCCUUGAAUCCAGGAAUAAGGGCUCCCAAACACCAUUGAUUCUGGCUGCCGCCGCUGGGCAUACUGCCGUCGUGGAAUUCCUGAUCCAUAGGGGCGCGGAUAUUAGGGCUCAGGACAUCGAAGGCCGAACCCCUAUAUCCUGGGCUAUAAAGAAUAGGCAUCUAGCAGUAGUCAGACUGCUGCUUGACCAUGAUCCAACCCUGCGCUCCUCAGAGGGUGGGACUUAUCCGGGGCUUCUUUCCGCGAUCGAGGAGGACCAGUAUGAGGUGGUGAAAAUGAUGGUGGAGAAAGGAAUAAACCCAAAUUCGAAAUUUGACCGAGAAUCUGUCAACGAUCCCAGGACACUCCUAUCCUGGGCCGCAGCGAGAGGACAAGAGGCUCUCGUACUACUACUUAUCAGCAAGGGGGCUGACAUCGGGAUGCAAGAUGACAUUGGGUGGACUCCCCUCGCUCGCGCCGCAGAAUUCGGCCAAGAGGCGAUAAUAAAACUGCUCAUCAACCACGGCGCGGAUGUGAACUUCCCUUACAGUGACAAUUACACGCCACUUCAAGCAGCUGCGGAAUGUUGGAACAGAGCGGCAGCGGAGCUACUCAUCGAGAAUGGUGCAGACCCUACGCAUAGAGGGUUCGCUGGUCGAGGUCCGCUAUCAUCGGCUGCACGAGCAGGGCAAGAGUCCCUCAUGAAACUGCUAAUUGAGAAAGGCGCCUACCUUGAAGAAGAGGAUUACAGAGGUCGUACCCCUCUUAUUCUGGCUGCAGAAAAAGGACAUGAAGCCGUGGUCAGGAUACUGUUGGACCAUGGCGCAGAUUUCAGGGCCUCAGACAUUGCUGGUCGAACCCCUCUCAUCAUAGCCACACACAAUGGGCAUCUCGCAAUAGCUGAGCUACUUGCUGAGUAUAGUGCCAACCAUGAGCAUCAAAGUCGUGCUGACAGGAAUACACUGCUGCGAACAAGAGCGCGUCCAAGCUCUUUGUCGGAGGGGGGAUUCAUUUCGUUUGCCAUGACGGCAAAUGUGCCAUACUAUGGCUAUAAACGGCGGAUGUUCAUGGCCGAGAAUAUCGCGGAGAUCCCUUUAUUUGACGUCCAAAAGCCUGCCCUCAGUCGUGGCUGGCUGUUCUAUCUUACCACCGCUACUUUGACUCCCGACGGCCUGAUCCCCAUAUGGGCCGACAUGAAAAACGUGCUACUGUUCGCUGUCGCGCUACAGCCGUUAACAAGUCUGACCUACUCUAGCUCCAAAUACGCAACCUUUCGUCUCUCAUCUGAGCGGCUGAUGCCCGGCUUCCUUGGCAUGCAGAUGACUGCACCUAUCAAGCUGACGGUAGGACCAUUGAAGCGUCAGCUUACCGGGCAGUGCUGA